AAUAGUGGUAAAACUUAUUUUGACUUAAACCAGUACGGUAUCAUCUACAUUUGAGCACGCUGAACAUUUACAGCGAAAUUAAAGUGCGCGACUAUAAUAACAAUUGUGUAAUAUUUACUAAGCUGUAGGAUCUGGAGUACCAAAAUCUGCAUAAGAUUUUAUUCACUUAUCUGUGUUUGACAAAUUUUGGACAGUAGAAUGGCAGAACCUAUCAGGAAUCCAGAUAUCAAGUUUACGCAGAUUUUCAUCAACAAUGAAUGGGUAAACAGUAAAAGUGGGCGAGUUUUCCCUACAAUAAAUCCAUGUAAUGGCAAGAAAAUCUGUGACGUCCAAGAGGGAGAUAAGGCAGACGUUGACGAUGCUGUUAAAGCAGCACGAGCAGCGUUCAAACGUGGCGCUCCCUGGCGGAAACUAGAUGCGUCUAAGAGAGGACAACUCUUGAAUAAGCUUGCGGACUUGAUGAAACAAAACAUGUCUUACCUUGCUAGCCUGGAAACGUUGGACAAUGGCAAACCUUUCUUGGAUGCGAAAGAAGACAUAGAGUUUGGCAUCGAAACUUUGCAGUACUACGCCGGAUGGGCAGACAAGAUUUGUGGAAAAACAAUUCCAGUUGAUGGUUCUUUCUUCACCUUUACAAAGCAUGAGCCAGUUGGUGUUUGUGGAGCCAUUAUUCCGUGGAACUACCCUAUACCGAUGAUUAUAUGGAAGCUCGGACCUGCUUUAGCCUGCGGCAACACGGUGGUUCUGAAGCCAGCAGAGCAGACUCCACUUACAGCUUUGUUUAUGUGUUCCCUCAUAAAAGAGGCUGGCUUUCCGCCGGGAGUGGUGAACGUUGUUCCAGGAUAUGGACCGACUGCCGGUGCUGCAAUUUCUGAACACAUGGAUGUGAACAAAAUAGCCUUUACCGGUUCUACCGAGGUUGGUCAUCUCAUUAUGCAAGCAUCUGGCAAGUCCAACCUGAAGAGAGUAUCCCUUGAAUUAGGUGGCAAAAGCCCCUUUAUUAUCUUCGCGGACGCUAACAUCGAUGAUGCAGCUAUGUGGGCCCACGCAGCUGUCAUGAACAAUCACGGCCAGAACUGUUGUGCAGGGUCAAGGACGUAUGUAGAGGCUUCUAUUUAUGACGAGUUUGUUGCUAAAUGUAAACAGAUAGCAACAAUUCGACAGGUUGGGGACCCUUUCGAUGCUCUCACCCAGCAAGGACCGCAGAUCGACGAGGAACAGUUCAAUAAGAUACUAAGUCUGAUCGAAGCAGGUAAAAAAGAAGGGGCGACAUUACAGUGUGGUGGUGAAAGAUCAGGAGAGGAGGGGUACUUCAUACAACCAACGGUCUUCUCUGAUGUCAAGGACGAUAUGAGAAUUGCUAGGGAAGAGAUCUUCGGCCCAGUGCAAUCCAUUAUCAAAUUUACCGACAUUAAUGAUGUAAUAGAUCGAGCUAACGACACGACCUACGGUCUUGCUGCCGGGGUGAUGACGAAAGAUAUCAAUAAAGCUUUGAUGAUGUCACAGAAUCUGGAGGCAGGAAGUGUUUGGGUGAACUGCUAUGACGUUGUCAAGGCCCAAACACCGUUUGGAGGCUUUAAACAGAGUGGACAUGGCAGAGAAUUGGGAGAAUACGCAUUGCAGGAAUAUACGGAGAUCAAAACGGUCACUAUAAAUUUUCCAGAGAAAAACCUGUAAGUACGGACUAGAACGAAUCUUCUACUUACUACGCACUGUGUCCGUAAAAGAGAACUUUGCCAGGAAAAGUUAUACGCACGUGCAUGCUGCUCCCAUUGAACGUGUUUUCAUAUAAUAUGAUUCAUUAAAUGAAUAGGAGUUUCCCUGUACUCGGGGCGCUUUGGAUGUUUCGAUUUCUAUCACACUGAAUCAAAACAUUUAUAGGUUUUUCAUUUGGUAUUUUGAUUAGGCUUCAAAGAUUCUUCUUUAUAAAUAUGAUAUUCAAGGAUAAUUAUUAAACAGAAAUGUAUUUGGAGAUGGCUCAGAAUGUGCGAAGGAACCUAUUACAAAUAGCAGAAAGAUACUUAAUGAAUUAGAAUAAAAUAUAAUGGUCAUGUUACUAAUAACUUUAUUAGCAUUUGAAAUUAUUUUUACAACGGAAAAUCAACCAAAUUUUAUAAAGACUUCAGAAAUCCAGAUUUGCUUACUGUAGUUUAUGCCCCGGUGUCGAAGAUCAGCGGGGCAUAUAGUGUUUAAACUGUCCGUCCGUCAGUCACACUUUCUUGUGUUCUGAAAUCCGCCUACAGCAGGGGGUAGGACGUAAAUGGUGUCUUUCGGGGUUUUUUUUAUUUUACAGAAAUCAUUGGAAAAGUGGCCUUGAACAGGACUUGAACUAUUUAUCUCCGUAUAAAGCGUUCAAUAUCUUUCACGGCGCCAGGUACAGACUGUGGGUAAAUAGUCGGGAGGAGAUAAAAAGCGUGGUCACAGAAUGCAAAUGCACUGUUUCCAAAGUGAGAGAAAAACUCACAUACUUGGCAAAAUACCCGCCCUAGGGUGAUGAUUUGUAAACCAAAUCCGCCAUAUUUAAACCACCGAAAGACACCAUUUACGGCCUACCCCCUGUUACAGUUUCCAUCAAAUUGAAAUGAAACUUGAUAUACAAUAUCAUCAUGUAGUGGACAUGCGCAUAUUGUCAGGACUUGCAUGUCGUAUUAUUUUGGAGUUGUGGCCCUUUUUGAAUUUUGAAAUAUAAGAUUGUGUAAAUAACUCUUCCUAUAGUUUCCAUGUAAUUAAGAUGAAAGUUAAGAUACUUCAGCAUCAUUAAGUGGGUAUGCGCAUAUCAUCGGUACUUCCAUUUGUCCAGUUGUUUUAUCUGGAGUAACGCCUAUUUUUGGACAUUGAAAUAAUACAACUACAUCAGGACAUAAUGUACAGAGACAGUAUGAGACAGUAAUCUACGUAAUUUCACAAUUAUAAAUUUCGAUCAUUCACUCCUGGAGAAUUUUAGAACAAUAUAUUACUAAAAAGUGUGUUUAUAUGUACUCAUCUGCAGUCUUGCCUAUCUAUUUUAGUGGUUGAUACAUUUAUUUGAUAUAUAAACUGGGACAAUUUAAUAUACAAUGUAUAGACACGUUUUGUCAGUUUUGUUUUAAUACAUUUAUACAGAUUACAUGUAUGCAAAAUAAAAUUUAAAGGAUA
Mercenaria mercenaria is the source of this 3135-nucleotide messenger RNA. Its product is annotated as aldehyde dehydrogenase 1A1-like. The transcript has 15 exons. Gene Ontology annotation, molecular function: aldehyde dehydrogenase (NAD+) activity. NCBI's taxonomy places the organism in Eukaryota, Metazoa, Mollusca, Bivalvia, Venerida, Veneridae. The record is from RefSeq and is a predicted model, not a curated record. Bases 199 to 1677 code for a protein of 492 amino acids.